GUAACUACCCUACUUAAGGCUCUGCCAAUACCCACGCCGGUGAUGAUGAUACCCGCCAAAAUUGGAAGCAAAGAAUUUACAGUUCCUCCGAAUCAAUCUUCAAAGACGACGAUGGAAGAAGGGGGAGUUGAAGGCGGCGAUGAGAGAGAGAUCGAAGUCCAGGACCUGACUGGUAAAUCAAUUGCGCUCUUCAUUUCAUCCACCAAAACAGUUGCAGAUCUAAAGCUCUUACUACGAGAGUCCUUCGCUCCUGCUUCCACUUGUCCCCAUUUUCACCUCUUCCACAAGGGUAUAAAGCUAAAUUUGCAAAGUAAAUUGAACACUAAGGUGAUUUCAGAUGCAGUGUCUGUUGUAUUAGUACCAUUUGCAAAGAAGAACCAACAGAAAUGUCAUCAAUCUCAUCAACCUGUUCAACCCUUUGAAGACGUGCAAACAUGCGAGGCCUCAAGUUUUGCUGAGUCAACAUGGCUUGAAAUGAUGCAAGACCUUUCUUUUCUGCAACCCAAUGGUUCUGGUGAUGGAAAUGAAGUCAUUGGGCAGACUGAUUCCAUAAUUCAACAAUUGGAUCUCAAACAUACAAGAUGCUCAACUUCUGAUAAAUAUAAAGAAAGCAAUGUUGCAAAUGAGAAUGAAGGAAAAAUAAGAAAAAGUACUUCUACUUCUUCAAGAAAACAAAACGAGGCAAAACGCAGGAAAAACAAUUCUGCUGAUUUAAAUUCCUGUCCAGUGAAACAAAAAUGCCAUGAAACAAACCCCUUGCAACCUAUGGAGAUGGUAGAACAUCUCAGAAAGCAUCUAGGAUCUCAAGGACAGGUAAUGCAUGUCGAGAAUAUAAGUGCUAGGAUAGCUGAUUAUGUUGAAAUUCCGGACGAACUUUCAGACACUACAAAAUCUGCUCUUAAACGUAUUGGGAUUAUCAAGUUGUAUAGCCACCAGGCAAAGUCAAUUCAGGCAUCCUUGGCUGGAAAGAGCGUAGUUGUUGCAACAAUGACAUCUAGUGGCAAAUCUGUAUGUUAUAAUGUGCCAGUCCUUGAAGUAUUAUCCCAGGAUUUAACUUCAUGUGCUCUAUAUCUGUUUCCAACUAAGGCAUUAGCUCAAGACCAACUACGAGUCAUGUCAUCUAUGUUCGAAGGGCUUAAUUUCAAGCUAAACAUUGGAAUCUAUGAUGGGGAUACUUCUCAGGAAUAUAGGAUAUGGCUACGUGAGAAUGCUAGGCUGUUGAUCACAAAUCCAGACAUGUUGCAUACUUCCAUUUUGCCAUUCCAUGACAAAUUUGGACGAAUUUUAUCAAACCUUAGAUUUAUCAUCUUUGAUGAAGCCCAUGCCUAUAAAGGAGCAUUUGGAUGUCAUGCUGCUCUUAUAUUGAGGAGACUCCUCCGGUUAUGUAGUCACAUUUAUGGUAGUUGCCCAUCUUUUGUGUUUUGCACAGCAACCUCUGGUAACCCUCAAGAACAUGCUAUGAAGCUUGCUAACUUAUCAUCAGUGGAGUUGAUACAAAAUGAUGGUAGCCCGAGUGGUCCAAAAUAUUUUGUCCUCUGGAAUCCUCCUCAACGUAUGAUGGACAAAACUAAAAGUAUCCCUAAUGACAAAGAAUCUGAUCAUAAGGUUGUUAUGCAACGUGGAAGCCCCAUUUUAGAGAUGUCUUCUAUAUUCGCAGAAAUCAUCCAACAUGGACUUCGUUGCAUUGCAUUUUGCAAAUCACGCAAGCUUUGUGAACUUGUAUUAUCUUAUACGCGUGAAAUCCUUCAGCAGACAGCACCUCAUUUGGUUCAAUCUAUAUGUGCUUACCGCGCUGGCUACAUUGCCGAGGAUAGGAGAAAAAUUGAGAGUGAAUUCUUUGCGGGCAAGGUUAGUGGUGUUGCUGCUACCAAUGCCCUAGAGUUAGGUAUCGACGUUGGACAUAUUGAUGUUACCCUGCACCUGGGUUUUCCUGGUAGCAUAGCGAGUCUGUGGCAGCAAGCUGGGAGAUCAGGGAGAAGGGAAAAGCCUUCACUUUCUGUUUAUGUUGCAUUUGAUGGACCUCUUGAUCAAUACUUUAUGAAAUUUCCCCAGAAACUCUUUGGUAGCCCAAUUGAGUCAUGUCCUAUUGAUGCAAGGAAUCAUCAGGUGGUUGAGCAGCAUCUUGCAUGUGCUGCUUUUGAACAUCCGUUGAACUUGCACUAUGAUGAGGCUUAUUUUGGUACUGGAUUGGAGAAGGCUGUAUUGGAACUCCAAAUUAAAGGAUUCUUGAAAGCUAAUGGUUCACAUGAUUCCAUGUCUAGAAUAUGGAGUUAUAUUGGCCCUGAGAAAUUUCCUUCGCGAGCUAUUAGCAUUCGGGCUAUAGAAAGUGAAAGGUACAAAGUGAUUGACAAGAAAAAGAAUGACGUCCUCGAAGAGAUUGAAGAAAGCAGAGCUUUCUUUCAGGUUUAUGAAGGUGCAGUAUACUUGCAUCAGGGGAAAACUUAUUUGGUGACAGAAUUGGAUAUAUCGAGUAAGACUGCUUUCUGCCAAGAAACUGAUUUGCAGUAUUAUACACGAACACGUGAUUAUACAGACGUUGAAGUCUCUAGACUUGCAUACAGAGCAAAAAUUUCUAGCGAUCAGUUUCCAGGAACAGAUGCACAAACUCGCAGUUGCAAAGUAACAACUACUUGGUUUGGCUUUAAUCGCAUUCAGAAAAGAACCAAUAAGUUUUUAGAUACAGUUGAACUCUCACUUCCCAAAUACACUUAUGAAUCACAGGCUGUCUGGAUUGAUGUCUCUCACUCCAUAAAGGCAGCUGUUGAAUGUAAAGGGCUGAAGUUUCGUGCAGGCUUACAUGCUGCCUCUCAUGCUCUGCUUAAUAUAGUGCCAAAAUAUAUCAUAUGCAACUCGUCUGAUUUAGCUUCGGAGUGCAUUAACCCUCAUGAUACCCGUUAUAUACCUGAAAGAAUACUUUUAUAUGAUCAGCGUCCUGGAGGGACUGGCGUCUCUAAACAACUUCAGUACAUUUUUGUCAAACUGCUGAAUGACGCUUUGGAACUUUUGGAAUCGUGUUGUUGUUCUGGAGAGGAGGGUUGUCCUGGAUGCGUCCAAAGCCUGGUAUGUAAUGAAUAUAACGAGGUAUUGCACAAGGAAGCAGCCAUUAUGAUAAUCAAGUAAACGGUUGGUUGGUUGGUUGGUUGGUUGGUUGUCUCCAUGCAGGAAGUUUUGAAUGAAGAGACAACUAAAUAUCAAAACCAGAACAAGUAGAAACUAACUAUGUCACAGAGAGAGCCAACACUACUUCUAUGGAGGUGGUUCAAAUGAUCUUUUUUACAAUCGGCCUUUUAGGGUAAAUUUUUAAUUAGAUUAUUUUGUACGCAUUUCAAUUAACUUAUGUCAAGUAUCAUGUUGUUAUGAUCAUCUAGAUUGAGAUGUUUUUUUCCAAGAUUUCCUAAAUACUAUGCAAUGUGUAUUAUUGCACAUCCAUUUUGACUC
Molecule: messenger RNA, 3438 nt
Organism: Impatiens glandulifera
Lineage: Eukaryota; Viridiplantae; Streptophyta; Magnoliopsida; Ericales; Balsaminaceae
Exons: 24
Coding region: 43-3120 (1025 amino acids)
Molecular function (GO): ATP binding; nucleic acid binding
Source: RefSeq, a predicted model, not a curated record